This is a messenger RNA of Pangasianodon hypophthalmus (striped catfish), 1699 nucleotides long. RefSeq lists its product as uncharacterized. The record is from RefSeq and is a predicted model, not a curated record. The transcript is spliced from 6 exons. Lineage: Eukaryota; Metazoa; Chordata; Actinopteri; Siluriformes; Pangasiidae. Gene Ontology annotation, biological process: response to bacterium. The coding region runs from base 70 to 1113 and encodes 347 amino acids.
AAUACUUUGUGCUUCUGUCACUUGUUUUCUUUCUAACAGCUCGAUCAAAGUAUCAUUUCACCUCUGAGGAUGGCUCCAAUCUGGACAAUUAUUUUAUUUCUCAACACAGUAUCUCCAGCCCAAUCUGUGGAUUUUUCCAGACCAGCAUUUCUCUCAGUGAAGUCUGGAGAACGUGUUACACUUAACUGCCCAUUUGGAGAUAUUCGUAAUGCUGAAAGUAUGGUUUGGUACAAACUCAUAUUUGGAGAAAUGCCUCAAAAAGUGGGAGAAAGAUUACCUUAUAAGGAUUUCGAAAUUUCUCCCGAGUUCAAGACGUCAGGAUUUAUGAUGGAGCUGACUGAUAACGGCAUUUCUCUGACAAUUCCACAUAUAAAACAAGAACAUGGAGGACUUUACUACUGUGAAAAAUGUACCUUGGAUGAUGUUACAUUAUCCAGUGGAACUUUCUUGGCUGUAACAGGUGAUGAAGACGUAAAAGUGUCAGUGUUGCAGAGCAGCGUGUUGGACUCGGUUCCUGCAGGAGCGUCAGUGACUCUGCAGUGCUCGGUUCUCUCUGAGAGCAGAGCAGCAGAUCUCCAAGUGCUCUGGUUCAGAGCUGCUCCACCACAAUCCCAUCCUCAAAUCAUUUACACUCAUCACAACAGCAGCCAUCAGUGUGAGAGCAGCUCUUCUACACACACCUGUGUGUACAGCUUCUCCAAGAACAUCCUCAGCCUCAAUGAUACUGGCACUUACUACUGCGCUGUGGCCGUGUGUGGGAAGAUCAUUUUUGGGAACGGGACACAAGUACAGUUGGAAAGCUUUCCAGAUUUGGUAACAUCUUUAGGUCUUGAAAUCUACCUCGCAGUAGUGGUGGCAGUGUGUCUGGUUGUUAUCUUCGCUCAAGCAUUUAUAAUCUGUAAAAUGAGAAACUGUGAACAAUCCAGAGAGAGAAUUCAGCAUGGUGCUGUGAUAAACACUGAGAAGACGAACACUCAGGACCAUGAUGCUGUGGAGCUGAAUUACGCUGCCUUACAUAUUAAUGAACGGAAAACUAAAAGAGCGAGAGAAAAUCGAGGUCGAUCUCAAGACAAUCUAUACACUGAAGUGAAAUAUUCCACCAUCACUCAGUGAAAUAGUCUUUAAUAUUAUUCUGUUUCUGUAAUUGUUAGGUUGUUUGAUCUGCUUUAAGGUUUUGUUCAUGAGCAGACUGUAGCAAAUCAUCUGAUUUUUUUUUUUAAACCUUAUUGAUAUUAUUUAUUUUUUAAAACUUUAUUAAUAUUAAAUACAGACAGGUUGCUCUGUUGUGCUGUGGGAGGGAUUUAUUUAUUUUUCUGCCAUAGUUUGGCCCCACCCAUUUCCUUACAGAAAAACAUCAUUGCAAAUCAAUACAAUAAGUUCUUCCUCCUGAUCACCUUUGUCCUACGUUGAAACAUUUGUGUCCUGAUGGGUGUGGUCUUUUCCUGGAUAAUUCCGCCCCCAUCCACAGGGUGUGAAGGCCCACUGAAUAGUUUGAGGAGGAAAAUUAUCUAAAUCAUAUGUUGUGGCCUUCACACUCACCACAUCUCAACCUGAACACCUAUGGGAGAUUUUAGAGUGACGUAUUAGACAGUGCUCUCCACCAUCAUCAUCAUCAUCAUCAUCAUCAUCAUCACAACACCAUCUGAGGGAAAAUCUUCAUCACUCCAGAUCGGUUCUGGAAGCUUGUGGUGCCUCAACA